AAAAACAAAAGAUUCGAACCACAACCUCAUUAUAUAUGACUCACAGCCGAUCAUAGCUCACCAAAUUUGGUCAAUGAUCUAACCUCAUUUUUUUUUUACUAUAAUCACAUAUAAAAUUCGACACCACCACCUUAUUACCUUAUUUAAUACCUACAUACUGAAUCAUCAUCAAAUUCUUAGAUAAAUCCCAAAAAUAAAAUAAAUAAAAAAAGUGAAUUAAUUUCACCCCACAAUCAUUUAUUUCUGCGCCUCACAAACCCUUUUUGUCAACUUCUUAUUUGCACCUUUCCCCUCAAAAGCAAACCCCCUUUUGAUUCCCCUCUCUCAUCAUGCUCCACUCCCUCCUCCACUCCACCCCCUCCUCCUCCGCCGCCUCCGCCGCCAUGUCCUCCGCCGGCAAACGCCCCGUUGACCCCGCCCCCCUCAAGCGCCCCCGCCCCCAAUCCUCCGACAACGACGACGAAGAUGACGAGGAAGACGAAGACGAAGAAAGCAAUCCACUCGCGCCGGCGCCGGCGCCGGCCCCCCCCACCGGCCCCCCCGACCCCGACUCCACGGGGCUCCGCCUCCUCAGCCUCCUCCUCCAAUGCGCCGAGUGCGUCGCCGUCGACAACCUCGACGACGCCGGGCAGCUCCUCCCGGAGAUCGCCGAGCUCUCCUCCCCCUUCGGCUCCUCCGCGCAGCGCGUCGGCGCGUACUUCGCCGACGCGCUGUCGGCGCGCAUCAUCAGCUCCUUCCUCGGCACCUACGCCCCCCUCAGCCCCCCCUCGAAAUCCCACCACCACAACCAGCUCCUCAACGCCCUCCAAAUCUACAACUCGAUCACGCCGCUCAUCAAAUUCUCCCACUUCACCGCCAACCAGGCCAUCCAGCUCGCCCUCGACGGCGCCGACCACGUCCACGUCAUCGACCUCGACAUCAUGCAGGGCCUCCAGUGGCCCGGCCUCUUCCACAUCCUCGCCUCGAAGAAUAAAAAAAUAAAAUCCUUCCGGAUCACGGGGCUCGGCCCCUCGGCCGAGCUCCUGAACUCCACGGGGCGGCGGCUGUCCGAGUUCGCCGCCGCCCUCAACAUUCCCUUCGAGUUCCAACCGCUCGAAGGGAAGAUAGGGAAUAUAAAAGACUUAAACCUAUUGGAUAUUAAGUUGGGUGAGACGGUCGUGGUGCAUUGGAUGCACCACUGCCUUUACGACGUCACGGGCAGUGACGCCGGGGCCCUCCAGCUCCUGACGAUGAUCAGGCCGAAGCUGAUCACCGUCGUGGAGCAGGAUUUGAGCCAUGGGGGCUCCUUCCUCGGGAGGUUCGUGGAGGCGCUCCACUACUACUCCGCCCUGUUCGACGCCCUCGGCGAUGGACUGGGGGCGGAGAGCGUGGAGCGCCACACGGCCGAGCAGCAGCUGCUCGGCUGCGAGAUCAGGAACAUCGUGGCCGUCGGGGGGCCGAAGCGGACCGGGGAGGUGAAGGUCGAGCGGUGGGGGGAAGAGCUCGUGAGGGUAGGGUUUCGGCCGGUUUCCCUAGCCGGGAACCCGGCCGCUCAGGCGAACCUCCUGCUCGGGAUGUUCCCGUGGCAGGGGUACACCAUGAUGGAGGAGAAUGGAUGCUUGAAGCUCGGGUGGAAGGAUUUGUCGCUGCUGACGGCGUCCGCGUGGCAGCCGUCCGAUUAGCUCCGCCGAUCGGACGGCUGUGAUGGGGUUGAUGGAGAGGGAGGGGAUCGAUUGGAUCAUGUUUUGGAUGUGAAUUUAGGUUGGUUUAAUUUGUUGUUAUAGUAUUAAUGAUACAUUGUAUUUGUUCAUUUUGUGAUAGAAAGCACUAUUAUUCUUUCAUGAUGAAAUAAGAGGAUUAGAAUAUUAUCA
Molecule: messenger RNA, 1850 nt
Organism: Salvia miltiorrhiza (redroot sage)
Lineage: Eukaryota; Viridiplantae; Streptophyta; Magnoliopsida; Lamiales; Lamiaceae
Product: scarecrow-like protein 23
Exons: 1
Coding region: 330-1661 (443 amino acids)
Biological process (GO): regulation of DNA-templated transcription; bundle sheath cell fate specification; leaf development
Cellular component (GO): nucleus
Molecular function (GO): sequence-specific DNA binding; DNA-binding transcription factor activity
Source: RefSeq, a predicted model, not a curated record